GGCUCUUCUGAGCAGCUAUAAGGGGGCGGGAGCUGCCGAGCUGCCUGGAGAGGAGGCUCCUGGUCCGCUCCAGCCGCCCCGCUCCGUCUGCACUGGGGACGCUCAGAGGUGCUGCGGUGGGGCUGGUUGCUGCUGUCUGACAGCUCCUCAAAGACUGUGAAGAAGAGAUUUAGCUGUUCGUUGGCCUUUCGUUAAAGGGAUGGGUCUUGCGCCUUUGCUCGCAUGAGUAAGGCUGCAGAAUGAGGUGCCAGGAAGACAACUAGGUUUCAGGCCAGUCUUUGGCCACGUGAAAAUCAAACUGGAUAUUUUUUUUAAACAGUGCAUGAGUUCUAGAAUACAGAGAGGCAGGGAAGGAUGGGCUUGUGAUUAAGGCACUGGACUGGGAGAUGGGGGUUCAGCGGCUGCUCUUCUGCAGACUUCCUGUGUGAUGGAGGUGCUGGGUGCUAAGUGCCUUUGAUGAUCUGUAUUAAGAGGCUUGUCCAAGGUCACAAAGAGAGACAAUGGCACAGCUGGGAAUUGAACCUAGGUUUUCUGUGUCCCAGACCAGUGUGUUCACCAGAAGACAUCCUUCCUCUUUUAAGCAGCAGUGUACAAAUCAGCACCCAAACUAGUUUCCAUCCUGUGGCUACCCAACCUAAAGCUCCAUGACAAGUGAAUGAAUGACCUCAAGGAAUUGAUAGAACCAUAAAUGAGAGCCUGGUGGCUACAGUCCAUGACCCUGAUGAGACAAAGAGCUCUUUGAAAUGCCCUGCACUGGAAUUACACCCUGGGAGCAGAAAGGUGUUAAUGCAAUGGAGACCAGCCAAUAGCAGAGAGAGCAAAUGCCACCAGCAUGGAAGAUGAGUAAUGCUAGAUUGUGUGGCUGCUAGACAGCAUGGCCUAGGAUCAUGACUUUGUUCUUGUCCUGUAUUUGACUGAGUGAGAUUGCCACGAUGCAUUAACUGUAUUUGACUCAUUACUACCCAGUUAUGCUUGUAUCUACUGCAGAAGAAAAGAAUGCAAACCCUUGGUGAUGGUGGGAGUGGUAUAUUGAGACCACAGUCUACUAUUCUACACAUUUUUCAGGUGACAUUUUAGCAGGACUUAGGGUAUAUCUUCAUUGCAAAGUAAAACCUGCAGCACUGAGUCUCAGAGCUCGGCCAAUUGACUUGGGCUCGUGGGGUUUGGUUUGUGGGCCUAAACAUAGCAGUGUAGACAGUUGAACUCAGGUUGGAGCCCAGGCUCCAAGAGUCACCACUCCCUCGCUAGAUUUCAGAGCCCAGGCUCCAGCUUGAAUGGAACAUGUACACUGCUAUUUUUGGCCCCAUAAGCCAAAAUCAAUUGAUCUGGGCUCUGAGAUGCUGCACCAGGGGUUUUUCUUUAUGGUGCAGAUGUACCUUGAGGCUCUUAGAACUUUGUGCUAGUGCUCUCCUGGGCUAAAAAGACAGACGCUUUUGACUAGCACUUCCCUCCCUUUUAAUGGUGAUAGCACUAGGCCAUAAGAUGGUAACAGUGUUGUGUUCUGAACCUUUUUGUGGGUGUAACAAUAAAUAACAUGUAUAAAAUAUAAAUUUAAAGUUAGUCACACCUACUAAUGUAUUCAGGGCUAACUGAGGCUUUUUAAAGCUAUUUUACAAUCCUAGCAGAUGACCAAGAUCGUAGUUUACUAUUUGUGAUCAUUCUGUCUUAUAUUCAGCAGAGAGAGUGGUCUAGUCAUGAGAGCAUAGAAAUGGAACCAGGAAUUUCUGCCCCUUGCUCAGAUAUUAUCUCACUUAAACUCUUUGUUCCUUUUUCCCCACCUGUGAAAUUGAGACCAUACUUACCCACUUCAGGCAUGUUGUGAAAGCUGAUAAGUUACAAACAUUAACAUGCUUUGACGGUGGAAAGGACUGUACAAGUGCCAAGUAUUUUUAUUCCUUCCCUUCCCCAAUUAGACUAACUCCAUUUCAGUGUCUCCUCCUCCCAUGGGUCAUGGCUGCCAAAAGUGCCCUUAGCUGGUCAACCAUGGCACUGUUGGUGCUCCCUGCCUCAGUUUCCUUCCCUGAGAUGGGUCCCCUCAGCUCUCCACAUACCGGUCUGUGCUGGAGAUGUGGUUUAGCCUUCUGGCAAAUUGAUUUAAAAAAAAAACAAAACACUUAAUCCCUUCUGGAGUAGCAAAAGUCAAAACUCUUGUUUUGUUUUUUGUUCUGCCAUGGAGGCUUCUCUUCAGCCCACCCUCUGGAUCCUGUUCUCAGGGCCUGUUUCUGGGAUAGAGCACUUAGCUCCCAGGCUGGUUCUCCUAGAGUACCAUGCUCAGGGCCUUCCUUGGGAACCUGCCUGUUCCCCGUGGUUCCAUUCUCCAAAAUGAGCUUUCUCAGCCCUCUUGUAAGGCCCAGGUAUCCAUUAACUCUCACCUGACCCACUUUAAUCCAGCCCCUCUUAGGGUAGGAAGCAACUAAUUAAUUAUAGCACAGGUGUGUCUGGGCCAAUCUCCCCUUAAAGGUGCCUGUGAUACCUCCCCAUUCUAACUGUGGUUCCUAUGUUCCAUUGUUCAAUUAUCUUGGGUAGGAAGAGUAGGCAGUUAACAGCGGAGAUCACCAUGACCGUUUCCUCUAGGUUUUGUCUAGACAUUGUUUAUGCAUCCCUUUUGGUUGAGACACUCCACUGGCUGCUUUUUUUCUGACUAAUGGUGCAGUACAGAGCCAGUGCUGCUAUCUUAGGGGUCAGUCAGAAAUGAGAUCUGAAUUGGCUUUAGGGUAUGGGGGAGAGAGGGACAAAACAGCCUGUUAGUAUAUUCCCUGCCGUUCCUGCAGAAAAGAAGAGAUAAAGUUACACUCUCUCUCUUACAUGUAUGAUUUUGAAAGCAAUCAGAAUGAGAAGCCAGACACGGCUGCUGUAUAAACCUUGGAAAUAAGGGUUUGGUUCUUUGCCUUGGAAUCCAGCUGCAUUUGGCCCAAGUAGGAGCACAUUUUGUCUCCUGCUUUCCUGCUCUUGGAUGGCAAGGUGUUGGCAAUGGCAGGGAAGAUGUGUUGGAUACACUUUUCAGAAGAGCCGAAGUGACUUAGGUCCAUGUGAAUCCGCCCUUUGCCUCUACCAGAAUCUCUUCCUCUGAAGCCAUCACCAGUGUGUGGAGCCUGCCCCACACCCAUCACCUACCAAACCACGGCCUUUACCUGUGUCUUCCGCUGUUUUCCGUGCGACCCUUCUUGCGGGAGCGCCUCCUGGGCUACCCCAGAGUUUACGCAACAUUCAGUGGCUCCAAUGGUGAAGAUGACGAGGUCCAAGACUUUCCAGGCAUAUCUGCCUUCAUGCCACAGAACCUAUAGCUGCAUUCACUGCAGGGCUCAUCUUGCCAAUCACGAUGAACUCAUUUCCAAGUCCUUUCAAGGAAGCCAAGGGCGAGCAUACCUCUUCAAUUCAGUAGUGAAUGUGGGUUGCGGCCCCGCAGAGGAGCGGGUGUUACUAACAGGAUUACACGCAGUUGCAGACAUUUAUUGUGAAAACUGCAAAACCACACUGGGCUGGAAAUAUGAACACGCUUUUGAGAGCAGCCAGAAGUAUAAAGAAGGCAAAUACAUCAUCGAACUAGCUCACAUGAUCAAGGAUAAUGGCUGGGAUUGAAAGGGAAACGCCCAGCCAAACCAGCGUGUAAGAGAAUGCCAUCCAACAGAACAUUAUAUCCAAGAGUGAGAGAGUGAUCGAACGCUUGGUUCCAUGCAUUUAGAGGCUCUGCCAUUUGGGAGCAUCUUCACACCCUUCUCCAUCUUUAUUGGUGACUGGCCUCUAAAUUACUGUCUCUCCGUCUCUUUGCUUUUUAUCUGUUUGUGAAUUGACCCUGGCUGCUUCUCUCUAUGUUCUGGCGUUGGCUAAGAGAAUGCACCAAAUGCCUGACAGCAUUCCAUGUUUAUGAAUGUCAAAGUACAAACUGAAGUUGGCUCUUCAUUGGCAUUUUAUCAGAGGGUCUCAGUGCGGGAGGGAGACCAGAGUUUUGGGCAGGAGGAGAGAAGAAGGGGACGGGGGCAGGAGGGGAAGUAAGCAGGAACAAAACUGCUUUUCCUUUAAGUCCUGGUAACCAAGGUUUGAAACUAUGGACAGAAAUAUACCUCAUGACUGCAUUCUCUCUGAAUCUCGAACCUGCUGUUCCAGAGGCAGAGCUCCAGAUUAAGCUGGCUGAGCACAACUUGUAACCAAAAGCCCCUUGCUAGCUAAUUCCUGAAACUGAUGUGCAAUUCCAUCUUUUGAUAGGUUGUUUCAUACUAUUCACACAGUCGCCUUUUGUGAACUUAUUGUUGUGGAGCUUGAUGGCUAGAGAGAUUCCCCAAGCUCUCUCCUUCUGCUUCUCCCUCCUCCUCCUCCUGUUUCAUAGCGGAUGGGCAAACAGUCCCAUCAGAGCAUGGUUACGAUCUCAGCAUUGCUGAGGAAACAAAAUUCUGAUCCUGGGCAACUGAGGGGAGGAGUCAUCGAAUCAUGUAAUGUAGUGGGGAUGGUGCUGCAGUUUAGAAGAUAUGACAGACAUGCAAGAAUAUGGGCAUGUGCUAGGAAAAUGGGGAGAGGGCUGUAGGCAAACCCAGAAACAUAUGAUGCCAGCUUAAUUUUCCAAUCCUUACUGUGUGCCAUUAGGGCGAAUCUGUUUACCAUUGGCAAUGUUAUAGCUUGGGAUCCAGUCAUCUUAAUAUGUAAUGGGAAAAUGGCUUUAAUAGGCGCUCUAAAAUUUCAGACUCCAGCCAUCAGCUCCACUCUUUGAAUCCAUCAGAGAUGUCAUGGAACAGUAAAUGGCUCUGGUGGCUGUUUAAUAUCAUAUUUCACAGGUGGCUAUUUCAAGCCCUGAUGUAUCCCUCCCAACCUUGACUCCUGGCUUUUUAAAAAACCUGUUUCAUACUCUGGAAGACUGAAACUUAGCAUUCCCCAAAUGGGGUAGCCUCGGAGUUGUAGGGGGAGAAGAGGUUUUGACAUCUAACUGCAGCGGACAAGUCCUACUUUAAUUUAUGUAAAUUAAUUUUUAUGGACCAUCUUUAUGUUGUUGGUGUGGAGAGGGGGAGAAUAUGUAUGAAAGAAGAUAGUAUACACAUAAAUGACAGUGCAAAGCUUCCUCUACAACAGUCCAGUCAGUAUCUGGUGCAGAACACAAGACUAUUUAACUGAAUUAGUAUUAUCCAUUGAGUGAAUUCUUUUUGUUUGUGGAAUUCUUUCGAAGUAGGUUAAUUCUCUGGGGAAAAUCCCUCUCAAUCCAGGGAGUGAAAAAUAAUGUGCAGGGGUUCAUAGCUCCUUAUGAAAUUGAACCUUCUGAUGAUUAGAACCUAAUGCCGCCUUUUUCUCCAAUAUUCAGGUUAGCAGAGUUAAGAGGAUUUCAAAAUCACAUUUGCUGGUAAGUGGGGGAGUGUCGGGGGGAAUGCAGAGAGAGAGAGACUAGUUAGAAGUGGGAUUAGACUUCUAUGUUCAGUACUAGUGAUUAAAACCUGAAUAGCUCAUGUGAAAAAUGGGUGUUUUCUCUCCUGCUCACUAGAUGAGUGUGGGAUCCAUGGCAUCACUGGUAACAUUUGGUUAUUACCCAGAAAUAGGUGACAAGAUGGAGACUGAGUGUUACUUCUGGAAGGGAUGUACCAAAUGCCUUCUUUGGCCAUUGAGUUAGGAGGUGGCUUCUGCCUUCACCCUAUCUGAAGUGAAUAACAAGACCACUUCAUCUUUGACUUCUGAUAGACUCUACUUCCAUCAUCUUCAUUCCACUCCAUCACCGCUAUCUUCAACGAAAAGAAUUCCUCAGUACCCAUUAGCUUGUUGACUCUGGGAUUGGCCUUCUCUUCAUUGCCCUUUCCACUCUACGUUUUGUUGGUUUUGGCCAGUAAGGAGUUAUUUGCUUUCUUUGAAAAGCUCUUAUCUUUCCUUGAAAACAGUCGUUAAAGGGAUCUGAUCUGAAAUUGGAGAAAUAAGGGAUAACCCACAAUAGCUUGUGUGCAGAUGGGAUACAGAGCCAUACCUAGACUCUGCUAAUCUUCCCUGAAUGAGUAUAAUUUUAUGCACUACAAUGAUAGCCAACAAAAAGCCAACAUGCUUAUAAUAAUCCUCCAGUAUUCAGUCUCAAAUACUGCAGCGUUACCCCUAUAAAUUGUAAUUUUUUGCAUCAUUAGUGUAGGAUUCACUGUACCUCUUAAAAAUUAAGAGCACAGAAUAGUGUCAGAUGCAACCGUUUUUAUUCUUUGUGUACUAAGAACAAGAAGUAAUAUCUCAGAUGGCAAUACGCAGUAACAAUUUACAUAAAUUGCAUUUUUAUGGCGACCACUGUAAAUUUGAAUAUUUGUGGCCAGAUCCUCAGUUAAUAUAAAUUGGCUUAGUUUCCUUGACUUCCGUGGUGCUACACCAGUUUAAAUCAGUUGAGGAUCUGGGCCCAGAUCCUCAAAUCCCUGUAUGCAAAAUACGCAAUUGCACGCAUACGUGCACACGCAGGCACGCACUUGACUAUAGGUUGAUUUUUAUACACUGUACAAAGAGAUAAGUAAAAAUGGCCUCCUAGGCUCAUUUAAUAUUUGUUCUCCCUCAUGUCGGCUAAACCUAAAGUGCUUCUUAUGAUGUAAGGUCCACUGUUAACUCAUCUGUGACCUGCUGUAUUAAGACAUAUGAUAGUAUUGGGAGUUGAAAACAGAGUGAUGAAAUUUAUAGGCUAUAACAAUCAGGGCAUUCUCAGUUGAUUAGUUGCAAAACAAUAGAUUCAGAACAUUGCUAAAGAACCACACCACUUGCAUGUCAUUGGUCGAGUCAGUUAACAGUAGCCUGUUAGUUACAUCGAAGGAUGGGCAAGGCAUGCCCUUCAUUUCCAAGGUGGAGCUGCAGUUCAGAGAGCGAGCAUGUCCCAGCAUCCACUGUCCAGAUCAUGGUGGAGCACUGCAUACUGGGAUUUGUAGUCUCCAUGAAUGGCAGCCUCAGCAAAAAUGAAAACUGCAAGUUUUGCUCCAUUUUCUGCCCCCCUAACUCCCCUCCCCCUUUAGUUUCUAGCAAGCUGCCGCCAAGGCCUUUUGGCAGUGCAAAUUCUGGGCACCCCUGAGUUUACAUCACAGCCAGUGUACCCCAAAGCUAAACUUUGGUAGGUUUAAAAUGUUUUGCUCAGGCAGAUUAUUCUGUGUGGAAUCGUGACCCUGUAAUAAAUAUUCAGAUGAUAAUAUAUACAGAACAUAAUAAGCAUUAUCUUGUGAAAUAUACUUUUGUAAAUAAUAUUUAAUUUUUUUAAAAAAAUAAUAUAUUUGGUGCUGUUUUCUCAGAACCCACCCCUGAGAGCACUUUUUUUGUUUUGUUUUUAAAUUAUACUGUUUCCUCUGUCUUAGUUGGAAAAUAUGCUUAAAGGGAAACAACAAUCAUAAAUAGCUGUUUUCUUAAGUUGCUACACUUUUCACCUGGACAAGGCAGAAAAAGGACGAAUAACCUCUAGUUCCAUCCGGCAGAAAUUACCUCCUAUACAGGCCAUUGCCAGGUUACAAACAGGCCCCCAAUUCAGGAAGGUGCUGAAGCAUGUGUGUAACUUUAGGCACAUCUGACUGCACAUGUUUUUAAAGGUAUUCACAUGCUUCAGUACCUUCCUCAGUCAGUGCCUGAGGCCCCUCACUUGCAAUUAGAUCCACUUGGGAAGACCUUAAUUCCUAUAUGGAGUCUCUUUAAUGUCAGUGGGGCUCCGUGUAAGUGCAUAGAUCAGCCUAAGUCAAUCUGAUUGCAGGAUCUGGGCCUGAAAUAUUCUUUUGCACCAGUAUUGGCUAGAAUGAAAUAAAUAAUGAAGAUUUAGAAUGUGGAAGUGAAUUUAAGUUGCAAUCUCAGAAUCUUUAUUUCCCAUUGCUUGGGGCAAUGGAGGGUAGGGGACGGAGAAUUCUAACUAAUCAGGAAUUCUGAUUUGCUUUGCAUAUAUUUUUGGAUGUGGAUCCUGGUUUUAAUUUUGUUUUUAAUAUAAAUAAACCAGGCUGCUACAUAAUGAAUUAAAGUAAAAGUUUACAUCUCUGGCAGUAAAGUUCUUUCCCCUCUCCUCUUUGCCUUUUUUUCCUUCCCCUCUCCCCCUUAAUUUUUAUUUCAUUGGUCUUCUUGUUUAUCUCAAAGUGGACCAACAGCACAAAUCAUUAGACUGCGUUUUGUUGAGUAAGGAGCUAUUUGCCGUGCUGAGUAACUGUUGCACACACUUUUAUUUUCUCUUUUUGGUGCACACAUUUUAAAGGCAACAAAACCUGCACGUGGACUCUGUGGUUCUUGUGAGGAUCAGCUAAGAAUUUUCUUUUUAUGCAUUUUCCUAAUUGAUACGUGAGUGUAUUAAUCAUGCAUUUCAUUUCUAUAUGAACCAGUUCUUGGACAAGUAUCCUGUUGGAUAAACAGAUUUGAAAUGCAGAGCUCAGCUAAGUAGUAAGAGCUUUCCUUGCCAGAUGAGAGGCCUGAGAAAUGGAACGUUCAGAAACAAAAAUGUUACGCAUUGAUUUGGAAGAAUCCUGUUUUAAAAGAACAAACAGGAAGGGAAAAUAAAAUCACAUUUAAUAUAAAACAAAAAAAAUUGACAUUUAAAUGCAAGCAGAAUGAUGUUGUGUAAGGUACAAUCACAAAUAAGCUAUUCUUGUAGUUACAAACUGUACACAUCCUUUGUUUUGUUUUUCAUAAAGAAAUGGGAAUGCUUUCCCACUGACAAAAUGAAGAGACAAUAUUUCCAAUACCAGCCUGUCUAUUGAUGCUCUUGUGUUUACAAACUGUGUAUACUUUUAUUUCUUUGUUUUGAUUUAACUAUAUUUUUGGCAUAUUGUUUCAGGUCAUAUUGCUUCGGUAAUAAAUGCAAUUGUUUUGUUUUUAGAUAAUUUGUAUUCACCUCUUUGUGUCUUUGUACAUUGUACAUAGUUCUUCAGUAUUAGAGGGAGGCAUACUGUUUGUCAGAUUUACAAUAUGUGUUGGUGCUCAUUUGAGAAAAUAAAGUUUUCAAAUAUUAAAA
This is a messenger RNA of Gopherus flavomarginatus (Mexican gopher tortoise), 8896 nucleotides long. RefSeq names its product yippee like 2 (gene YPEL2). The transcript has 11 exons. The record is from RefSeq and is a predicted model, not a curated record. The coding region runs from base 3220 to 3579 and encodes 119 amino acids. NCBI's taxonomy places the organism in Eukaryota, Metazoa, Chordata, Testudines, Testudinidae.